Molecule: messenger RNA, 794 nt
Organism: Acomys russatus (golden spiny mouse)
Lineage: Eukaryota; Metazoa; Chordata; Mammalia; Rodentia; Muridae
Gene: Rab43
Product: RAB43, member RAS oncogene family
Exons: 3
Coding region: 87-719 (210 amino acids)
Biological process (GO): regulation of exocytosis; protein secretion
Molecular function (GO): GTP binding; GTPase activity
Source: RefSeq, a predicted model, not a curated record
UCGCGGCUGUCGUAAGCCCAAGUCGGGUCCUCCCCCCCCACCCCAUCCCCGCCCGCCCUCCCGAGUCCCAGGACUCCGGCGGAGCCAUGGCGGGCCCGGGCCCGGGGGAUCAGGACGAGCACUACGAUUUCCUGUUCAAGCUGGUGUUGGUGGGCGACGCGAGCGUGGGCAAGACGUGCGUGGUGCAGCGCUUCAAGACCGGUGCCUUCUCCGCGCGUCAGGGCAGCACCAUCGGCGUCGACUUCACCAUGAAGACGCUGGAGAUCCAGGGCAAGCGGGUCAAGCUACAGAUUUGGGACACGGCUGGCCAGGAGCGGUUCCGAACCAUCACCCAGAGCUACUACCGCAGUGCCAAUGGGGCCAUCCUUGCAUAUGACAUCACCAAGCGGAGCACCUUCUUAUCAGUGCCUCACUGGAUUGAGGACGUGAGGAAGUAUGCAGGCUCCAACAUCGUGCAGCUGUUGAUUGGGAACAAGUCAGACCUUGCCGAUCUCCGGGAAGUCCCGCUGUCGGAAGCACAGAGCCUGGCCGAGCACUAUGACAUCCUGUGUGCCAUCGAGACCUCUGCCAAGGACUCCAGCAAUGUGGAGGAGGCCUUCACCAGAGUGGCCACUGAACUCAUCAUGAGGCAUGGAGGCCCCAUGUUCAGUGAGAAGAGCACCGACCACAUCCAGCUGGACAGCAAGGACAUUGCAGAGAACUGGGGCUGUGGGUGCUGACUGGGGUGGGGGGCAGGGCAGGCAGGCCGAGACCUCUUCCACCUCCACCAGCUUCGGCCAGUCAAGCCCUACCCU